Messenger RNA from Labrus bergylta (ballan wrasse), 2641 nucleotides. The record is from RefSeq and is a predicted model, not a curated record. Lineage: Eukaryota; Metazoa; Chordata; Actinopteri; Labriformes; Labridae.
GUGAGAGGGUCUUGUUGUGUUGUCUGUGUGUUCAUAAACACAAACAAAUAACUUUCUGUAUAUUUAUAUCUAUUGCUAAAAUAACUUGGGCUCUGUGACUCUGAAACACCAACACCUGAGAAACAUGGCGAACAACAGAUCAAAUGGUUCAGAUGAGUGGAGGAUUGUUUUGAUUGGGAAGACUGGGGCAGGGAAGAGUUCAGCAGGAAACGUCAUCUUGGGCAGAAAUGCUUUUGAUUCGGAAUUUUCUGCAACUUCUGUGACAUCGAUAUGCAAGAAAGAAAGAGCAGUGGUUGAAGGCCGACAGGUUGCUGUCAUUGACACGCCAGGUCUGUUUGACACCACUUUAUCCCAAGAAGAAGUGAUGAAGAAAGUCACAAAAUGCAUCAAUAUGUCUGCCCCUGGCCCUCAUGCCUUCCUAGUGAUUGUUCAGCUUGGCAGGUUCACAAAGGAGGAGAGAGAAACGGUAAAAAUGAUUCAAUCCACCUUUGGCAAAGAUGCAGCUGAUUACACGAUGAUAUUGUUCACUUACGGAGACAAGCUAAAGAAAAAAACCAUUGAAGAGUUUAUUGAAGAAAGCAAAGACCUGCAAGACAUCAUUAAGAAAUGUAAUGACCGUUAUCAUGUCUUCAACAACGAGAAGGACGACCCGUCACAAGUCAGUCAGCUGCUGGAUAAGAUACAUGAGAUGAUCUUGGCUAACGGAGGGUCAAACUACACCACAGAGAUGUACCGGAAAGCGGAGGAAGAGUUAGAGAAGGAGAAACAACGACUCCUGAAAGAGUCGGAGCCUCAAAUGAACAAAGAGCUGGAGGAGCUGAGGGCCAAGUAUUCUGGGGAGAUGCUGGAGCUGCAAAAAGAAAUUAUGAUGUUGAAAUUUCAGGCUGAAGCUAGACAUCAGGCUGAACAAAGGGCUCCUUUUAAUAUGUCUUUACCGGUUAUGCCCUGUGUAAUCAGUUAAUGAGGAUAGGAUUACUGGUCAGAGCAGACCAAAAGCAACAGCUAGGUAAAAAUCAACUAAAUAUAUUAUCCAAAAAUUUAUGAAACAUGUGAUUUAUUUCAUAAACCUACACUAAUAUGCAGGAUUAUAAUAAAACUGGCACAAGUAACUAUAACGCUUACGUAUAUUAUGUAUGCUUGAAUCCAUGAAUUAAUGGUUGCUAAAUGUUUAAACAUGCACACAGUUAAGAAUUAAGAACAUUCAUGAACACAUUAACUAUCAGCUCAUUGUUGAAUAUUUUGAUGUAUUGUAUGUCGUAUGUAUUGUAUGUGUUGCUAGGUUAAUAACAUGAAAGGAAAUCAAAUAGCACAAAACUAAGUUUGAAAAACAUGUUUUGUGCAUUAUAUGCUUAAAUAUAUAUUCUUGAAAAAGAAUAUAAUACAUGUAAACCGCUUUAAACAGACAAUUAAAAUGUCAGUAAUUCAACAAAUCUGCACAUUUUAGUACAAUCUGUAAUCAGGUUUGUGACAUAUAAAUUUGAUUGAAAGAAUUAGGCUCAAAAAGAGGCUCUAAAAGAUUUGCAUUGAUAAUUAGUAGAUCUAUUGAAUUAACCUAAUGCAAGGUUGAAGGAUGAAUUUGCGUGAUUAAAAAAAAGAUAAAUUAUUAGUGUUUAUUGGCAUGGCAAAAUGUACACAGAAUACACAAAUACCCACACAUAAUAAUACAAAUGAAUGUUUUAAAUGUAGAUUUAUAAACUGCCCAUUGUUUAUAAAAAAAGGUGUAUUAAUAAUGCAUGUGCACAAGUUAUAUUGGAGAGAAACCUUCCAUAAAAUUGAUGUUCAACAUUCAUUAUGGAAAAAAUGCACAUUUAUAAAUUAUGUGUAGGUUUAUGUACCCGGCUUUCAGAAUAAGAGUAUGUUUAAGUGAUUAAUUAAGGGAAAAGUGUUAUUACUACUCAGGCUAAUUGAAUCUGUUGCUGUUGCAAUCUUGUUGCCAUGGUGAUGGAAGGCUGUGAAGGUCAGCAGUCCCGAGGCUGAUGGAGAUCAUCACAAACAUAAUGCUAAUACUAUGGAAACAGUUUGAAUAUUCCAAUGCUUUUUUAUAUUAUCAGAUCCUCAUAAGUACAGCCUGUGACUGAGCAGCUCCUGAGGGUUUUCCAUGUUAAAAAGAACACCCGUAAUCCCUUGCUGGAGGUGCAGAGUGAAGCCUAAAGGGAGGACAUAGAGUUAAAAGGAAAUAAUAUUCUUCAGCAUGUAUCGUUAUCAGGUAAUUUUAUACGAGUUUUCAGUCAUCUGCCGAGAAUUCUCAUCCUCCUCUCUUUUCUUUCAACACUGAUCAGCUCUGUGUUAAUCCUCUCUGUCCAUCUUGAGGAUCAAGUUUCCCCUAAGAGCUCAUUAAAGUUCAUCAAAUGGGAGACAUUGACGUCAACUAUUGGGAAGCAGCUGCAGUUUGAAACAGGUAUCAGCCUCAGAUGUCUUAAAAGCCCCUGUGAGGAAUUUUCAAAUGGUUAUGAAACAAACUGAAAUUGAGAUUUAAUUGUCAAUAUAACCUAUAAAAGCACAGAAAACUGAUCACUUCUAAAGAAGUUAUGUUUAAUGCCUGUAACAGCUGCUGCGGGUAAUGUGUCAGACACACAGACAAUGUGUUGGGCAGCAGUAGCUCAGUCUGUAGGGACUUGGGUUGGGUCACCGGUUCAAGUCC